GGAAAACCUAAGUCGGGGCCCGUAAGGUGAACAUGUAUGGAAAGUCACAUAGGCAGCUGGGACUAUUUUACUGUUGAGGUCUCUGGUCUGUGAGAGAGGGUAUUUGCCAUGGCCCCCCAAUGCCCCAUCGCAGGCCCAUUGCGCUACAGGAUUGAAGACGGGAGCUGCUACAGGGAAAGACUUGGGAUGAUUCCUGGGAUCCCUGGCGCCGGCGAGAGGAGCUGGUCGACUCUGUCGGAGGACUCGAGGGUCCCCAGCCAAGACCGUCACCAGUCAAUGUCCGCAAUCAGUUGGUUUCGCCCCCAAUCUCUCAGCCAUCCGCCAUCGAGCCAGGGGGGCAGGGUGCUGAAGCCUGGAGGCGGCAUCUUUCAGCUGCAAGCCCGUGCCAGGAAGUUUCUGGAUCUGGAAGAGGACACGGCUGGUGGCGGCCAGACAGAUUCCAAUUCUCUCUUGUCACCCUUGUCGCCCCCGGUCGCUACCAAACAGGGUAACGACCCACCUGGACUCUUCGCACCCAAGCCCCUGAUGCCAUGGAGAACUCGCCCCCAACCCCAAAACAGCCCCCAAGAGAGAGAAUACCUGGGACUAUCAGGCAAUACCCGCAAAGCCUCUAGCCACUCAGAAGGUGCGGCAAUCCUCUGUAUGAAUCCACUGGGACCGAAUCCAGUGUAUUAGGGUUAUGAGAUCGGGAACUAAAUUGAAAUACAUCCAUG
Messenger RNA from Ilyonectria robusta, 713 nucleotides. RefSeq lists its product as uncharacterized. The record is from RefSeq and is a predicted model, not a curated record. The coding region runs from base 109 to 675 and encodes 188 amino acids. NCBI's taxonomy places the organism in Eukaryota, Fungi, Ascomycota, Sordariomycetes, Hypocreales, Nectriaceae. The transcript is spliced from 2 exons.